Messenger RNA from Malaya genurostris, 1309 nucleotides. RefSeq lists its product as uncharacterized. The transcript is spliced from 5 exons. Lineage: Eukaryota; Metazoa; Arthropoda; Insecta; Diptera; Culicidae. Bases 62 to 1306 code for a protein of 414 amino acids. The record is from RefSeq and is a predicted model, not a curated record.
ACAACCUGUCACAGCAGGCGGUGCUCGAAGUAAUCUGACAGCAACCAGAGAAAAGCACGCGAUGAUGGAGUCCCAAGCGAAGCGAAUCAAUCGUUCAAACAGCGACCAUGCAGCACUGGUGAACCGUUCCUGUGGACGCAGAGAAACCGACAAGCUGCCCCCGGUGAAGGCCACCCAAUCCGUUAGUAAUCUUUCGAAACCCGUCGCCCCCAAGGCGCGCAGCAAAUUCACCGUUAGUAGCAAACCAAUUAAAAAGCAGCUCUUUUCGGAACUGAAAACAAAGCCCAAGCCUCCGGUCGGGCUGGUGACACCUGGACGAAAAUUUUCAAUGGAAAAAUCUCUGACAAUGAUCGAGAUGGGGUCGCCUUCCAAGCAGCUCGGUUCGGUUGCGGAGCAAUCGGGAGGAAUUUCCUGUUCGACGACGGCACUGGCUGGUAGUUGCAGUGACCGGUUCAACAGUAAUACCAGCAAACUGGUCUACGAAACGGGAUUCAAGCUGCUGUUGAAGUGCUGGCGGGACAAAAAACGAGAAAUCGUUCGUUUGAAUUCGCAGUUAAGUCAUAAGGACAACAAUUCCAUCAAAUGUCGAAAUCAGCUGCACACCAUUCAAUCGCUGUAUCAGAACGAGUGCAAGAAUCACGAGGCAGCGAGAGCCGAAAUACGCACACAGAGACAGAAGAUGGAGAUCCUGAAGGCGAGUCUGCUGGAAGAGAAAACUGCUCACCUGGCGAAAGUGUCCGCGUUGGAAGCGUCACUGAACGAACAGGAAAAACUGCAGUCACAAUUGAGCUCGACGGAGGACGAACUAGCGAAGGCGAUCGUCAGCUGGCAUGGUUUUGAGAGCCAAUGUAAACAGCAGGGUGAUCGUUGCGUGACACUGGAGAGCGAGAAGAAGGAACUUUUGAAACAGAUUGACAACCUUGAAGACAAUUUCAAAAACUUCGAGCGGGACUACGAAAAAUCUUUGGCCGAACAGGUGACUGGGAAUCAAAUUUACGAGGCCCGGCUUCGAAGCUACCAGCAAAAAUUGGAAGAAUUGAGCAGCCAAGUGAGUGUGUACGAAGCGGACUGUCAGCUGUUGAAGGAUUGGAACGUACGACUGGCCAGUGAACUUGCUCAGAUCAAGGGAAGUUACCAUUCGACGUACGCUUUUCGAGUGCGCCGGUUUUUCGCCAACCUACCGAGGAAGCCCGGAUUCUAUGUGCAGUAUUUACUCUACCUGCUGGUGCAAGGGACGCCCUUACCUAAAAGAUCGUCGUCGUUGUCGCCGAAAGUACCGUCCUACGGGAAUGCCGCACGUUUUUGAACU